CGUCCCGACUGCCCUCAUGGUCGGCGCCUCCAGCACAGCGGUCGGAGGCGUUCUAGAACAGCUUAUCGAAGGGAUUUGGCAACCACUGGCGUUCUUCAGCAGGCACCUUCGACCACCGGAGCUCAAAUAUAGAGCCUUCGACUGCGAGCUGUUGCCGUUGUACCUGGCCAUCAGACACUUCUGAUACUUCUUGGAGGGCAGGCCAUUUACAGCUUUCACCGACCACAAGCCGUUGACCUUCGCCUUCAACAAGGUCUCAUAUCCCUGGUCAGCACGGCAGCAGCGGUACUUGUCGUACAUCUCAGAGUUCACCACUGACGUCCGCCAUCUGUCUGGGAAAGAGAAUGUGGUCGCGGAUGCACUGUCACGGCCCACCAUCCAAGUUUUGUCUCGGGGGUGGAUUUCGGCACCUUGGCGGAGGCACAGCGAACGGACAUAGAGAUGCCCAGCUAUCGCACCGCAGUCUCGGGCCUGCAACUACAAGACCUACUGGUAGGCCCCGGACUGAUCAUCUGCAAAGAAUCUGUCUCCUUUCCAUUUUACAAGUCGUCAUGCAAUCAGAAAUUAAUCUGACAGUCAGUGAUGAGAUACAUCAUAUUGAUGACAAUGCACAAUGGACUCUUGACUACCCAUCAAGUUUUCAGGCAUCCCUUACUGGAUUUUUGAUACUGGAAAUUGUGUUGGGACUCAGCAGCAACUUGACAGUACUGGGACUUUACUGUAUGAAGUCAAACCUGAUUAAUUCAGUCAGUAAUAUUAUCACCAUGAACUUGCAUAUACUAGAUGCUGUCAUAUGUGUUGGAUGCAUUCCCCUUACAGUAAUUGUCACUCUUCUUUCACUGGAGAAAAAAACUUUGAUUUGUAAUUUUCAUGAAGCCUGCAUUUCUUUUACUAGUGUAGCAACAGCAGCAAAUGUCCUUGCAAUCACUUUGGAUCGUUAUGAUAUUUCAGUUAAGCCAGCAAAUCGGAUUUUGACGAUGGGAAGAGCAAUAACAUUAUUAACAUCAGUGUGGAUUGCAUCCUUUUCCGCAUUUACAAUCCCUUUCAUUGAAGUUAAUUUCUUUAGCCCACAAGGCAAUGAAAGCAUCUGGCAAAAUAAAACAAUCUUAUGUUUUGGUGUAGAUGAAUAUCACAACAAACUGGGAAUAUAUUACCAUCUCUUAAUUCAGAUCCCCAUUUUUUCCUUCACUGCUAUUGUAAUGUUGAUAACCUACAGCAAAAUACUUCAAGCCUUGAACAUCAAAAUAGGUUCCCGAUUUUCAACCAGGCAGAAGAAAAGAAGAAGAAAAAAGACCAUUCCACUAACUAUACAACAUGAAAAUACUGAUCAAUCAGAAAAUAGAAGACAUAACAUAAAACUAGGAGUGAGAACUUCAGUUUCUGUAAUAAUUGCUCUAAGGAGAGUUGUCAAGCAGCAUCGAGAAAGGCGGGAAAGACAAAAAAGGGUUUUUCGAAUGUCUCUUUUAAUUAUUUCAACAUUUCUCAUUUGUUGGACACCAUUAUCAAUUUUAAAUACUGUUAUAAUAUGUAAAGGUUUAAGUGAGGGCAUGGUAAAAUUAAGACUGUGUUUUCUAAUUCUUGCAUAUGGCACAACUACAUUCCAUCCUUUACUAUAUGCAUUUGCACGACAGAAAUUCCAAAAGGUCCUCAGGAGUAAAAUGAAGAAGAGAAUGGUCUCAGUUGUUGAGGCUGAUCCAUCCCCUAAAAAUACAGCAAUUCACAACUCCUAGCUAGAUCCCAAAAAGAACAAAAAAUAAAUUUCCAAUAAAUUAAUUUUCAA
Messenger RNA from Pristis pectinata (smalltooth sawfish), 1780 nucleotides. Its product is annotated as G-protein coupled receptor 22-like. The transcript is spliced from 2 exons. Gene Ontology annotation, biological process: G protein-coupled receptor signaling pathway. NCBI's taxonomy places the organism in Eukaryota, Metazoa, Chordata, Chondrichthyes, Rhinopristiformes, Pristidae. Gene Ontology annotation, molecular function: peptide binding; G protein-coupled receptor activity. Bases 345 to 1730 code for a protein of 461 amino acids. Gene Ontology annotation, cellular component: membrane. The record is from RefSeq and is a predicted model, not a curated record.